Plectropomus leopardus (leopard coralgrouper) is the source of this 436-nucleotide messenger RNA. The record is from RefSeq and is a predicted model, not a curated record. Lineage: Eukaryota; Metazoa; Chordata; Actinopteri; Perciformes; Serranidae.
UCUGUGAUUUGUUAUGGUAUUUAAUUAUGAUCAGAUUACGGUUUGAGAACAGUGAGAUCGCUGAUGUCUGAUGAUCUGUUUUUUAAAGAAAAGUGUCGGUUUCUUUCUGAAGUUGAUGCUGAUGAUGUCUGAUCACUUCCUGUCUCCGUCCUCUCUGACAGUGAACUACACCCGUCCCGUCAUCAUCCUCGGCCCCAUGAAGGAUCGGAUCAACGACGACCUGAUCUCAGAGUUCCCCGACAAAUUCGGAUCCUGCGUCCCCCAUACCACCCGACCGAAACGGGACUACGAGGUGGACGGCCGAGACUAUCACUUCGUGGUGUCCAGAGAGCAGAUGGAGAAGGACAUCCAGGACCACAAGUUCAUCGAGGCGGGACAGUACAACAACCACCUGUAUGGAACCAGCGUCCAGUCGGUCCGAGAGGUGGCUGAGAAG